Molecule: messenger RNA, 630 nt
Organism: Penicillium waksmanii
Lineage: Eukaryota; Fungi; Ascomycota; Eurotiomycetes; Eurotiales; Aspergillaceae
Exons: 1
Coding region: 1-630 (209 amino acids)
Molecular function (GO): hydrolase activity
Source: RefSeq, a predicted model, not a curated record
AUGCGAUUCCAGAACCUCGUGUUGGCUUUCGGUGUCCUGGUCCACUCCCAGUCCACGCCACCAGAACAGUGCGCCACUGGAGUGCACGCCAUCCUUAUCCGAGGCCAGGGACCAGGCGAUCACUUGAAUGUAAUGGUGACUAUCCAGAAUCUGGUGUUGCAGCUUAUUCCCGGCUCGACUAGCAUCGCUUUGCCCUAUAAACACGGCGCAGACGAUCACCGUAUCGCUGCUGGCAACGGGGCAUAUCUGAUGCAGGAAUAUAUCCGAGAAUACAUCGCCGACUGCCCAAAUUCGAAGAUCUUCUUGCAUGGAUACUCAUUGGUAAGUCCUCAUUCCAUGGUCGGACACAUCCCGUUUCAGAUCUGCUUUUCUAUUCAUUCCUUCUCGAACCGUGUUCUCCUGCUAGAAGGUUUAUGCGGCUACUAUCGCUUCCCCCGUGCGCUAGCAAACAAAUCCCCGAAGAACGGCCAUGCAACCAAUGUAUCCCGGCUGGAUUCCUCUCCUCGGUGGCGAUAUGAAAUCCAGCUGAAACAUGAAAUCUUCACAGGGAGGAAUUGUCCUGAUGGACGGUCUAUGUGGAACCAGUUCGUCUUGGCUCUUCCCCGUGCCAGCCUUGGAGCCAAAGUAUAA